AAUUUUUCAUUAAUAUUUGUGAUUAUUAAUAAUGUUUGCAUUAACUAGAGGUAUCCAUUUUAUUAAAUAUUAUUAGCAUUUAAAUUUUAGCAACCAAUAUUUGCUUUCUCAAAAUUUUAAUUACUUCAAGAUAAGUACUUUUUACCAAUCAAACCAAAAAAACUAAGAAACAUAGUAUAAUUAUAUAUUUAAAUAAUAUUAGGAAUAAGAAGUCCAUGAUAAAGCAUUACAAGAAUGGAUAUAAACUUAUCAACCACCAAAAAGGAUAACACCAUUAUCAGAAAAGAUUCUUUAUUAUUAAAAUAAGUUUCCACACUUGAAAGCUAAAUGGGGUGAUUUAUUUAAGGCUAUUAAAUAAUUGCCUGCAGAAGAAUAAGCAAAAGAUCAAGAAAUUAUUAAUAAAAAUAUUUAGGAGAAGAAAUAAGUUUAUUAAUAACUUUUGGAAGAGUAUGAGAACAAAUUCUAUGUUAAAAAGGGUGCCUAUACUCUAUAAUAAAUGUAUUUUUAAUCCCUCAAAAAUGUUAAUCUAAAACAAUAAUGGGUUUUAUUUCAUUAAUUGACAGAAGAAGAAAAAUAAAAAUAUCAAGCUUUAGCUGAUUAAGAAAACAAAAAAUUAGCUGAAAAAAAGUAAAAGCUUGCUGAAAUGUAUGGAAUUUCAUUAAAACAAUUGAAAAAAGAAUUAACUUAACUCAAAUAAUAAAGCAGAAUGGAAAAAGAGCAGAAAAAAACUUCUUUUUUUUAUUCAUCUUCAUCCUCAUCUGAUGAUGAAAAGAGUAAAGAAAAAAAACAAGAAGAAUAAAAUUGAAAUCAUA
Molecule: messenger RNA, 812 nt
Organism: Paramecium sonneborni
Lineage: Eukaryota; Ciliophora; Oligohymenophorea; Peniculida; Parameciidae
Source: the annotation of a GenBank genome assembly